This is a messenger RNA of Hevea brasiliensis (rubber tree), 4129 nucleotides long. Its product is annotated as phototropin-1. Gene Ontology annotation, molecular function: ATP binding; protein serine/threonine kinase activity. Gene Ontology annotation, cellular component: nucleus; plasma membrane; cytoplasm. The record is from RefSeq and is a predicted model, not a curated record. Gene Ontology annotation, biological process: protein phosphorylation. Lineage: Eukaryota; Viridiplantae; Streptophyta; Magnoliopsida; Malpighiales; Euphorbiaceae. The coding region runs from base 682 to 3759 and encodes 1025 amino acids. The transcript has 23 exons.
AAGUAAGACAGAGAAACAUAAGAGGCAUUGUCUGCCAAGGGCACGGUCCGUGGAGCCUCUAACCUCCAACGUGCAAAUAGGAUGUAUAUACGCACGCACGCACACUGACACACACACUCGCUCAUCACCUCUCCAAUAUAUGCUUCUGAGAAUAGCUUCUGUUUUUUUGUUGCUUUUCUUGUUGCCAACUGAUUUCCAGAGCUCUGAGUUUCUUCAUGGCGUAGGGAUACGAAAUGGUGCCAUGUGAAUUUUAGGUGUAGAGGCAUGGAAGAUGGCCCAGCUUUUUCCUUUAAUGCUUUCUUGCAUGGAAGAUGGCCAAACUUUUUUCUUUUAAUGCUAUCUUCGUUUAUUAGCUAGUCUUUCUUGCAAUCAAAAGUUCUUUCUGCUCCAUAUCAUCUCGUUUCUUUCUGCUCUCUCCACUCUCCACCUAGCUUCCACCGUGUGGGGCAUCCACCAUCUUCAAGGUAUAAAUAUAAAGCUUUCAGGUUGAUCAGUUUCGUUUCCAGAGUUUCCAUAGAGGCUUCCUUUUGCAUACCCAGAAGUUAAUUAGCACCUCAAUCAGCAGAAGACAUCACCUAUCUUCACCUUGUUUCACAGUGUUAUCACUCACUCUCAUCGGCAGUCAAGAGAGCUAGCUGUGUGCACAGCUGCUUAUUUUUUUUUUAUGUGUAUUAUGCAGAGAUGGAACCAACUGGCAACUCAUCCAACAAGCAGUCAUCUUUAAUGCCUCCCUUGCCUAGAGACUCUCGCGGAUCACUUGAAGUAUUCAAUCCAUCCUCCACCUAUUCGACCCGACCCACAAGCCUAGCCUUCCGCUCCAACCCCACUUGGCAAACUUGGGUUGAACAACCUAAUGAUAACCCAAAAUCCGAUUCAUCCAGUUUAUCUUCCAAGUCGGUUCGAACCCAGGAAAUCACCUCAUGGAUGGCUCUCAAAGACUCCACCCAACUACCAUUAUUGUCGUCACCAACACAAUCACAAUCUGAUAAUGACAAGAAAUCAACAACUACUGAGACGACCACAAAAUUAUUUGGGGAAGCGGGUGUGGCAGCAAAAAGAGCGGCUGAGUGGGGCCUAGUGUUGAAAACCGACACUGAAACAGGCAAGCCGCAAGGGGUCGGGGUGAGUACUGCGGGUGGGGAUGAACCGAAUAACAGUAAACCGGGCACAUCGAUAAGAAACUCGAAUAACUUGGUUGAGAGCUCCGAGGACUUACCAGAGGAUGAUGGAGGAAAAGAAUUUAAAGGAAUUCCAAGAGUAUCUGAAGACAUAAAAGAUGCAUUAUCCUCCUUCCAACAAACAUUUGUGGUAUCAGAUGCUACGAAACCUGACUACCCAAUAAUGUAUGCAAGUGCGGGCUUCUUUAGAAUGACUGGAUAUACCUCUAAAGAAGUCAUAGGCAGGAACUGUCGGUUUUUACAAGGUGCUGGUACGGACCCAGAAGACGUAGCUAAAAUAAGAGAGGCCUUGCGGGCAGGGAAUAGUUACUGUGGGAGACUGCUGAAUUAUAAGAAAGAUGGGACACCAUUUUGGAACCUUCUUACUAUUGCUCCAAUCAAGGAUGAUUCUGGGAAAGUUCUCAAAUAUAUUGGAAUGCUUGUGGAGGUUAGCAAGUAUACAGAGGGGUCCAAGGAUAAGACAUUGCGUCCCAAUGGAUUGCCUGAAUCUUUGAUCCGAUAUGAUGCACGUCAGAAGGAGAUGGCUGCAAGUUCAGUAAAUGAACUUGUUCAAGCAGUGAAGGGACCUCGUUCACUUAGUGAAUCUACUAAUCACCCCUUGAUGAGGAAAUCUGAAGGUGGUGGAGAAGAGGAAAGAAAAGGAGCUCUGGGAAAGCGAAACUCCGAGAAUUUACCUUCUUCAAGUAGACGGAGUUCUCCUGGGGGCACUAAAAGCUCAAUGCAGCAUAUAAAUGAGUUGCCAGAGAAGAAACCAAGAAAAUCUAUCCGCCACUCUUUAAUGGGGUGCAGCAUCUCCUUUCUGAGUACUGCUACACCUAUAAACAGGUUCAUGAGGAAAAGCACACAAUCCAAAGCUGAGAGCUUGGAUGAUGAACUUGUUUUCAAUGCUGAUGAUGAAGAAGAGGGGAUGAGUGAUGAUGAUACAAGGCUUGAUAGUGUUGAUGACAAAGUAAGGAAGAAGGAAAUGAGAAAGGGUAUCGAUCUCGCUACAACACUUGAACGUAUAGAGAAAAACUUUGUCAUUACUGAUCCAAGGCUACCAGAUAAUCCCAUUAUAUUUGCCUCUGAUAGCUUCUUAGAGCUGACAGAGUACAGCCGUGAAGAAAUCUUGGGAAGAAAUUGCAGAUUUUUGCAAGGGCCUGAAACUGAUCCAGCUACUGUGAGGAAAAUAAGAGAGGCAAUUGAUAACCAGACAGAUGUUACUGUUCAGCUCAUUAACUAUACAAAGAGUGGCAAGAAGUUCUGGAACCUGUUCCAUCUGCAACCUAUGCGCGAUCAAAAGGGAGAAGUACAGUAUUUCAUUGGAGUACAACUAGAUGGCAGUGAGCACGUUGAGCCUCGCAUCAACUGUAUUGCAGAGGAAACUGCACAAGAGAGUGAAAAACUGGUGAAACAAACUGCAGAAAAUGUUGAUGAAGCAGUGAGAGAACUUCCAGAUGCCAAUUUGAAACCAGAAGAUUUGUGGGCAAAUCAUUCAAAAGCUGUUCUUCCAAAGCCUCAUAGGAAGGAUAACCCCUCUUGGAAAGCAAUUCAAAAGAUCCUAGACAAUGGAGAACAAAUAGGACUGAAACAUUUUAGUCCAGUAAAGCCAUUGGGAUCUGGUGAUACUGGCAGUGUGCAUUUGGUAGAGUUGCGUGGAACUGGUCAGUUUUUUGCCAUGAAAGCUAUGGAUAAGAAUGUUAUGCUCAACCGCAAUAAGGUGCAUAGAGCUUGUGCAGAAAGAGAAAUUCUUGACAAGUUGGAUCACCCUUUCCUUCCUGCAUUAUAUGCUUCAUUUCAGACGAAAACACAUAUUUGUCUGAUAACUGAUUACUGCCCUGGUGGUGAGCUCUUCAUGCUUUUGGAAAGACAACCAACAAAAGCACUUAAGGAAGAUGCUGUGAGAUUUUAUGCUGCAGAGGUAGUUGUUGCAUUGGAGUACCUUCACUGUCAAGGGAUAAUUUACAGGGAUUUAAAGCCUGAAAAUGUUUUACUCCAGAGCAAUGGACAUGUGUCCUUGACAGAUUUUGAUCUAUCAUGUUUGACAUCAUGCAAACCACAGCUUUUGAUUCCAAGUAUAAAUGGAAAGAAAAAGAAGCACCAUAAACAUCAACAGCAGCAGGCUCCAGUGUUUAUGGCUGAACCCAUGAGAGCUUCAAAUUCUUUUGUUGGCACUGAAGAGUAUAUAGCUCCGGAAAUUAUAACUGGGGCAGGCCAUACUAGUGCAGUGGACUGGUGGGCUCUUGGUAUCCUUCUAUAUGAAAUGCUGUACGGACAUACACCAUUUAGGGGAAAGACAAGGCAAAACACAUUUGCCAAUAUUCUUCACAAAGAUCUUAAAUUUCCAAGAAGUGGGCAGGUUAGUUUUAAUGCAAAGCAGUUAAUGUAUCGGUUACUGCACAGAGAUCCCAAGAAGAGAUUAGGUUCACACGAAGGAGCAAAUGAGAUUAAGAGGCAUCCAUUCUUCAAGGGUGUUAAUUGGGCAUUAGUUCGCUGUCUGAAUCCUCCUGAGCUUGAUGCUCCUCUUUUUGAGACUGAAGCUGAAAAGGAAGCUGAACUCAUUGAUCUUGAACUCCUGGAUCUACAAACCAAUGUUUUCUAAAGAGUUGACAUUCUUUUCUCGAACUUUUUAUGCGACAAAAAUUUACUCUUUGGACAAUAUUCUGAACUGUAGUUUCAUGUUCUCUGCAGCAGAUUCUUUUUUAUUUAUUUUUCGUUUUUUAAGGAUGUUAGAUGCAUUGCAUUUGCGAGAAGACAUUGAUAGGCUCUGAGGAUCAUCUCAUUUUUUCUCAUAACUGAUGAUUUGAUUGACUUUGCUUGUGUUUCACCAUUGGAAUGGAGGCAGGAAACUGAGGUUUCUAAUGGUGUGCUAUGUAAUAAUAUGCUUGUUUGUUGUAAUGUUCCCUAAUCUGUGUCUAUUAGUACUUGGAAUUUUGGGUAUUGAAUUAAUUUAUUGAUGAUCUUUUCUCUUC